This is a messenger RNA of Brugia malayi, 1404 nucleotides long. RefSeq lists its product as uncharacterized. The transcript is spliced from 12 exons. The record is from RefSeq and is a predicted model, not a curated record. Gene Ontology annotation, molecular function: catalytic activity. Lineage: Eukaryota; Metazoa; Nematoda; Chromadorea; Rhabditida; Onchocercidae. Bases 1 to 1404 code for a protein of 467 amino acids.
AUGUUUUCCUGGAAUAAAUACAAGUUGCAAGAUCCAAGUUUGUUCUCUAUCUCGUUUCAUACAUAUUCUAAUCUGAAUUUUUCCAUUCUUCCUGUUCUUCAUGCCUUUUUUUCCACUUUGAAGAUACGACAUGCUAAAUAUUUCUUAUUAUUAAACUUUGCCAUUAUUAUCAUUUUACUGAUCAUUAAAACUGCAAGAUGUGAGAGUUUCUGCAUUAAUAAAAAUGGUUGUGAUUGCUUCAGGAUCAAACUUGUCCAAAGUACUCCAGAUAAUUUAACUUUCACGACAGUUACUAGAUUACAUUCAACUUACAGUGCGUGGAAUUCACUGAUAAAAAAUUCAGAGAAGGAAUUAAUUCUUGUAGCAUAUAAAACAAGCCUUCGUGGCGAGCAUGUUUUGAAUGAUGAUUAUUGUCAAUGGCAUUCUAAUCAAGGCAGUAAAAUUUACGAUGCUUUAGUAGAAGCAGGAUUGAAAAGAAAGAUUCGAAUACGAAUGAUUGAAAAUUAUCCCCCAAAAGAUAAGGGUGACAACGAGGAUGGCAUCAACUUAGCUAAAGCAGGUGUUAUUAGCAGGUGCAGUUUAAAUUUGGAUUAUUUAUCACUUAACCAAGUACUAUUCUUUGAAAAAUAUUUUCAUAUUAGAGAUAACAGAAGAGAGGGAGAGAGAGAACAAUCAUUCGACAAAUAUAAAAGCAACAAUAAUGAACACGUUCUCGCUGAUGUUUAUAUAGAUCUAAGGUAUUUAAGUUUAGAACAUAGAAGAAUUGGAUUGAAAAAAAAAACAGCAGUAUAUCUAAAACAUUUAAAGGCAUCACCACGUUCACUCAAUGAUCUUGAUAGAAAUUGGGAUCUUUUCUCGAUAUUAAAUGCCGUUGAGAAGGCAAAAAAAUUUUUGUACGUUGAAGUGAUGGAUUAUUUCCCGAUAUACUGGCCUGUCGUUGAUAAUGCUAUUCGAAGAGCAAUAUUACGAGGUGUGGAAGUUAAAAUUCUCACUGCAGCAAUACAUUUCUCUGAAUAUAGUUUAAGAUUCCUUAGUUCGCUGGAGACACUGAACAGAAUUAAUGAUAGUAGUAUAGAAGUGAGAAUUCUCAAAGUUCCAACUGAUGUUAACAUGCAAAAUAUUAUGAAACGCGAACAGCGAAUGCACACGAAAUUCCUUGUCACAGAUACUGUAGCUGUGAUUGGAACAUCAAACUGGUCUGGAGAUUAUUUUGAUGGAGGUACAAUGGGAGCUGCAUUUGUUUUAAAUCAAACUAAAGUAUCAUUGGAAAAGCGCCAUUUCAUCAGAAAUUUGAUAUAUAUAUAUUUCUAUCUCACUGGUUGGUCAUUGUCAGUACUAGAAUUUGGAUGUAUCAUUAAAAAUUACUGUGAGGCAGAAAAAGAUCCUUCACUUCUAGCUUUAUAA